AUGCCCAUGUUCCGUGAAGACGAUCCGGGGCAGAACGAUACCACCCCGGAGCACCCUGAGCAUGUCCCGAUGCCGUCUCUGCAAGCCAUGGAUCCAUGGUUGACGCGACGGCUCUCGGAGGAGAGCAUCCGGACUGAGCUGUGUGAAGGUCCCGUCCCAGACGACUCUCCAAAGCCAACCACACCCCAGCCCAACGUCUGCCAUGUGUCUGACCGGACUGAGCUCAUCGAGCGUAUCAAGAGAGGCGAGAGUCCUACGUGGGUUCCCAACCGCCAUCUGGAGUCACUACUUCACGAGGAUAAGGCAUCUUCUCCGCCCAGCACACCACAGCCGCCAAGUCUAGCCUCACCGGGUCUGCUGCCCCCCGCCACAAUAACUCCUGAUAAGCAGGAACGGGGCUACGCCGAGUUAGCCAUUGACGAAGCCUUUCAAGAGGGGCUAACUAUAGAGCGCCCGAGAUCUGCGCUCCAUAAAGGCAAUUUUACACCAGAAGAGUCAUCUUCGGGGCACCGGCCCCUCCAGGACGCCAUUCGCCCCGGAGUCGAAACCCGAAAACUGUCCAGUGACGCUAUCUGGAUAGCUACUCCGCCCCAGAGAAUCCGGACGUCCUUCACCUUUGAGACCCUCGCAAGUAAUUACAGGAAGGAAGCAUUUACAUCGCCCGGCCCUUCAUCACUAAGCUCGUCGCUUUCGUCAAGCUUUAUUUACAAGCCUCCUACGAGCCCCCUGGUUCAGUCUGAGAGCAACGACGAGAUUGACUUGACGUUACCUCUGAACCGCUUCAAUUUCGAUGCAGCCAGUCCCCGCAGCUCUAGGCGCCAUACCGUUAACUUCACCCAAGCCCCUUUCCUUAGUACCGCCGCUCAUAGGCACACUGCCCUCCGCCGGGAGAACGCGCAUCCUUACCAAGCUCACCAACCUCGGCGUUCGCUGAACUCCACUCCUACCUUUUCGGCCGUCGGCUCGACACCCCCGACUCCGGCUUUCUUGAGGCCGAGGCGGCCAUCGUUUAGCUCGGAUGUAUCGCCUUUGCAGCACGCGUCCAUGGUAGGCUCGUACGAGGAGAGCAUUCUUAGAGGCCGUAUGUCCACAACACCCUCCAAGCCGCUGGAGUUCCUGGCGCAGAUUGGAGUUUUGGGCCUUGGAAAUUGUAAGGCGAGUUUGCGAUGCCCAGCCCAUGUGACGCUGCCUUUCUCGGCUGUUUUCUACAGCUAUGCUAGCACCUCCUACGGGAGGAGCAAGAUUGAAGACGGACCAAGUCCCUAUGUGGGCCAAAUCGACCUGGAGAAUGGGCUACCCAAUCCCGAUGAGGGACAGCGAGCAAGAAGAAAGCUACAGUCAAGAUACCAAGAUCACAAGAGAUUAACAGACGAAGAAGCCUCAGUUCAAGGCCAUUCCGCAGAUCUGUCAGAAGAGGAUGCGAUUGGGAAACCCUCCAGGCCCAAGAGACGCUCCAGAUCACCAAAGGCCCCCCUUGGCGGCCGCUACCGCAUCCCUGAGAAGGGACAGCUCCAAAUCAUCAUCAAGAACCAAAACAAAACAGCCGUCAAGCUCUUCCUUGUUCCAUAUGACCUUUCAGGCAUGGAGCCCGGCACGAAGACAUUCAUUCGCCAGCGCAGCUACUCGGCCGGGCCUGUCAUGGAACCGGACGUCCCCCCUAAGACCAGCGACAACGGUCCGGGGGCCGCUGACCGGCCCACCCUGCGCUACCUGAUCCACUUACACAUAUGCUGCCCUUCCAAGGGCCGGUACUACCUGUACAAGUCCAUCCGGGUAGUUUUUGCCAACCGGGUGCCCGACGGCAAGGAGCGGCUCCGCAACGAGAUUACUUACCCGGAUCCGCGGUUCAGCCCAUACAAACCGACACGGGUGAUGCACCCACCCCUGACGGGGAUCGCGAGCCAUGCCACGACCUCCUCCAUGAACAUCGGCAGCAUACCCGACUUCUCCGACAGAGAUUCAAUAUUAGGGCACAUGGCGAUAAUGCCAGGGCUGGAAAUGACCGGGCCAGCAAUCUCCUCCACCAUCUUCACCAUCUCCAAUAACAACGAUAACGACAACACUGACGAAAAACUUGGAGGCCUGAGCAACAACUACUACGACAAACUCAGCAGAGGGGACGUGGGCUACGGCGGCAACGCCUUCCUUGCUGCCACCGCUACUACCGCGGGGCUUUUGUCACAGCGCCUACGCUCCCUGGGCGUGCAGCAGCAGCAGCAGCAACAACAACAACAAGCGUCCAUGACGAGCAUGAUCGACGGAGCCGAAGGCCGCGAAGACAGGGGCGGAGACGGGGGUUGA
Messenger RNA from Canariomyces notabilis, 2301 nucleotides. RefSeq lists its product as uncharacterized. The transcript has 4 exons. NCBI's taxonomy places the organism in Eukaryota, Fungi, Ascomycota, Sordariomycetes, Sordariales, Chaetomiaceae. The coding region runs from base 1 to 2301 and encodes 766 amino acids. The record is from RefSeq and is a predicted model, not a curated record.